Psilocybe cubensis is the source of this 1344-nucleotide messenger RNA. RefSeq lists its product as uncharacterized. The record is from RefSeq and is a predicted model, not a curated record. Bases 1 to 1344 code for a protein of 447 amino acids. Lineage: Eukaryota; Fungi; Basidiomycota; Agaricomycetes; Agaricales; Agrocybaceae. The transcript has 6 exons.
AUGGAACACCGUGAGGCACUCGAUGAAGCCCAACCUCCCUCGUACGAUGCAGAAGUCACUCCUGACUUCGAAAGUGUUCCCGAAUACUUCGAGGCUCAACAAUCUUCUCACCCUUCAACUCCGGCGAUAGCUAACCAUCUUCAGGAAUUCGAGUAUAAACUCGACAAGAACGGCAAGACUUUUGCGACGCUAACACUCAUUGCAAAUAAGUUGUUCUCUGACAAAGUUCCUACCUUUGUGGAAGGAGCUCCGAUAAAGGGUAUGAUUCAUCUCAACCUAGACAAUGAGAAACCGGAGCACGUAAGCUCAUUGUCAAUCAGAGUUGAAGGGCAGCUUAUAACCGGUGGUUCGCAAUUCUGGGGCUACACGUACACCUUUCUUGAUGUCACGCAGGAGAUCUGGACACGCUCUCACGAUGAAAGUGGUCUAACGCAAGGCCAAUGUACCUGGCCCAUCUCGAUCAACCUACCGGAGAAAGUCUCCAUGCAGACGGGGACCGACAAGCACCCAGAAAUGUUUAGACUACCUCAAACUUUCAAUGAGCGCAAUAUUCACUCGACCGUUAGAUAUGAGCUUUCGAUGAAAAUCACGCGAAGUGGUCUUCUCAGGUCAAAUGACAUAUUGUCGACGCCUUUUGCAUUUAUCCCGGUCACCCGUCCGGACCCAUUUCCACCAUUGAAAAGGUUGGCGUACGAUGAAGGGACUCCUUUGCUACCACCGAAGGUCGAUCCAGAAGGAUGGUUUCCUCUUCGCACCGUUUUAGUAGAAGGAAAGACUCCUAACAACAAUACAGCAAAAAUAGAAUGCCGACUUUAUCUCUCUAGACCACUUUCUUAUACACGAGGCUCCGUCGUUCCACUUUUCAUGACUUUGGAAAGUGACAAUCAGCAAGCAUUGGACCUCCUGUCUUCUCCAAAUGCCCCAAACGUACGGGUUAGAAGACGCACCAAGUACCAUUCGGAACCCAAGAAGAAGAUUGAAUCCAAAGCCUGGAGAGAUGAAGUUGAUCACUCUCAAAGAGCCGUUUGGUGGCCAACUACUGAAUCUUCGGACAGGAUUCGUAUGAUCGCCGGAGAACUUCAUCUCAAGCCAAACAUGGCGCCAACCUUGGCCAUGGGGGACUUCCGAAUCAAUUAUUCUGUGGUAUUCCUUAAGUUCAAAUCACCAGGAUUUCUUCACAAAGAGGAGAAUCCGCUUCUAUCGGAGGAACCUAUCACGAUUGUCACUGCAUAUGCUCCAGGACCACGACCCAGAAUGUUCACCACUCCUGACUAUACUCCGGAUGAAGAAGCGGAGUCGGAGGACCUACAAAGCGCAGUUGAAUUUUCCAAAGGGUUCUAUUGA